AUGGUGGGAGAUCCAAACCCUAAUUCCAAACGAGGAAAGCCCGACCCGCAGAAGAUUCGGUGCCCCCACUGCGCGGGGCCCCUCACCAAAGAGAUGGAGACAAGCGAAUGGACUGUACCACCGCUCAUCAGAGACAGCUUUUCUAUGAUAGGAUCGGCGGUCGGUGGUACGGCUGGUGCCUUCUACGGCUUCAAUCACGUUAAAGUGCGAAAAUGGAGGCCACCUAGAGCAGCUGUGAUUCCCAAUUUCCAUAUUCCGAUGCGUAGUUAUGAAGUUAAAAAUAGAACAAACGUGGACGAAAUAAAAGCCCUACGAUUGAUAUCGGCCAUCAAGACCCCGUACCUUCCCGACGGCCGAUUCGACCUCGAGGCUUACGACACGCUCGUAAACAUGCAAAUUGAUGGUGGAGUCGAGGGGAUAAUCGUCGGCGGGACCACAGGCGAGGGCCAGCUCAUGUCUUGGGACGAGCACAUCAUGCUCAUCGGCCACACAGUCAACUGCUUCGGUAGCUCGGUCAAAGUCAUCGACAACACGGGAAGCAACUCGACUCGCGAGGCGAUCCACGCAACCGAGCAAGGCCUCGUCUUCCACUUUGAAAGCGUGCUCCAAAUGGGCCCGACUAUUGUGUACAACGUCCCCUCCCGAACGGGCCAAGAUAUUCCCCUGGGUGUUAUUUGGGCCUUGGCCCAAAACCCGAAUCUAGCGGGUGUGAAGGAGUGCGUGGGCCAUGCUCGGGUUGGGGAGCACGUGAGUAACGGGCUUGUGGUGUGGAGUGGUAAUGACGAUGAGUGUCACGACUCGAGGCGGGACCAUAGGGGUAGAGGGGUAAUUUCAGUUGCGAGCAAUUUGGUCCCAGGUUUGAUGAGGGAGAUGAUGUUUGGGGGCAAGAAUCCGGGGUUGAAUGCGAGGGUUUUGCCUCUUGUGAAGUGGCUUUUUGAGGAGCCGAACCCGAUCGGAGUGAACACGGCAUUGGCCCAACUUGGGGUCGUGAGGCCUGUUUUUCGGCUGCCGUACGUGCCACGUGCCAUGGAGAAGAGGGUGGAGUUUGUGAAGAUCGUGGAGGAGCUCGGGAGGGAGAGUUUCGUUGGGGAUGAGGAGAUUCGGGUUCUGGAUGACGAUGAUUUCUUUCAGCACUAA
This is a messenger RNA of Striga hermonthica, 1137 nucleotides long. The record is from the annotation of a GenBank genome assembly. Lineage: Eukaryota; Viridiplantae; Streptophyta; Magnoliopsida; Lamiales; Orobanchaceae.